This is a messenger RNA of Styela clava, 1281 nucleotides long. RefSeq lists its product as uncharacterized. The record is from RefSeq and is a predicted model, not a curated record. NCBI's taxonomy places the organism in Eukaryota, Metazoa, Chordata, Ascidiacea, Stolidobranchia, Styelidae.
AAACCUAUCAAUCUGCAGCAAUGAAUGACUACAUUGAAACCAAAUAUCUUCUGCCAUCUGAAAUACGCUUUGUAAAAAGCAAAGUUCGCUCCCAUUUCACAACUGGAAAAUCAGCCAAUGACAUCGCAGAAACACUCAUGGGGAAAUCGUGGAACUUGGAAGUCAAGGACUUAGGUGACAUUCGCGUAUUCCGACGAGAAGGGAGAUAUUAUACAUUGGAUGAUCUACUACUCUACGUGUUUCGUGUUGCCCAAUAUAACGACGCAAUUCGAAAAAUAAAGGUUAAUGUGGUUAGCAAAAGAUCACUGAGGUCAGAAAAAUUGUCAUUGGCUGGAGGUCGUAAUAUCAUUUUAAUUGGCGACGAAACACUACCCCACUGCAAACCACAUUGGCUCAAAGAGACUGGUUUUACCGUAUUCGAUGAAACGAAAGUUCCGACCCCAAUAACUACUGUCAUGGAUUAUUCAUUUCUUGAAGGAUCAACAAGUUCUUAUGGUGAAACGAACAAACUAAUCGACGGUGAACAAGUUUCUGUUGCUGAACAAAGUAUGUUGUGGAAAAUGUUCUACGGGAUUUGGGAAAAUGUUUGUCGUUGGAUUCGCCAAAAAGUUUCUAACAGAAGGCAACAAAGAAAUCAAAUAAUAUAACUUUGACCGGUAACUAGGUAACCUGACUUGCACGAAACGACGGAGAAGAGGCAAGUUUUGGUUGGAACGCUAUAUUGAGAUUGAUAUUCAUAUAGGGCAUGUCCUCGGAAAAUACACAUUGGUUUUAUCGCCUCUGAUGUAAAACUUAUUGGCACCUUGCGAAUGACGGACCUUCAGAGUGUAAGAUUAAACUAAACCGUCAAGUGCGGAUGACGAAUAUUACUUAAUGUUCAGAUUCGUUUUAUUGAAGCUAGUAUAAACUGUAAAUAAAAUAUUGUCGGAAAGAUUUAUUUUUACAUUGUAUAAAUAUUUUCUGUUCCAAAAUGACUUUUUCCUUCGUUGAUUGCGAGGAUAUUUUGAAUCUCUAUUAUUUUCAAUCCGUUUCAAACAAUAUCAAGCUUGAAAAAGGAUUUCAUAGACACCGACGAUCGCGACAAAUUUAGUAUUGAGGCCAGGCGGUCUCGAGUAGGGAUGGCGGACUCGACUCCGGAAUUGAUUCUUCGUGGAUUCGAAUGAAAUCGAUUCCGAUGUCUUGGAAUUAAAAUCUUAGAAUUAAAACUUGGAGGUAUAACGUUUUGUGACAAGUCCUACUGGACCAAUUGCUUUGUGAAAUUUUCAGUGGUUGAAAAUUGAA